UUUGCCGAGAGCCAGGAACAAUAGGAAGGGCCCCUGCGUGGGGAAGGGUGCCGUCUGACUUUUGUUAAAACCUUCUCCUCCCUCCGCAGCCCCCGCCCCCCGUCCGUCAUGGACCUCGCCGGCAGCUGCUCCAGCUUCCAGUCGGACCUGGAUUUCUGUCCGGAUUGCGGCUCAGUCCUGCCUCUGCCAGGGACUCGGGAUGCAGUCACCUGUGCUCGCUGUGGCUUCUCCGUCCACGUGCGAGCUCCCCGCGCGCCGGCCCGCACCUGCUCAUUCCGCGCAGACUUCGAGGGGAAGGUGGUGAGGACCGCAGUCGUGUUCCACCAGCCGGGCUCAGCCGUGCCCGUGUCGACGGAGGACGGCCCCGAGUUCCAGGGGCCCGUGGUGGACAGGCGCUGCGCCCGCUGCGGUCACGAGGGCAUGGCUUACCGCACCCGCCAGAUGCGCUCCGCCGACGAGGGCCAGACCGUCUUCUACACCUGCCUCCGCUGCAGGUUCCAGGAGAAGGAAGACUCUUGAUUUUCCUUUUUUUUUUUCUGGGAGACUCAACAAUCCCUCCCCUCUCCUCUUCCUUGGGAGGUGAAGGAUAUUGGUUCCUAGAUCCUGGUCCAUCCCGUUGCAAUAUUUGCUCCCCGAGAAGCAGAUCACCAUGUGGGGAUUACUGUUGUCCCCAGGUUGCUCCUAUUCCUAGUUGAGUUUUUCUAUUAAAGCUAUAUUUUUCAAUAAGACAAA
Molecule: messenger RNA, 732 nt
Organism: Eptesicus fuscus (big brown bat)
Lineage: Eukaryota; Metazoa; Chordata; Mammalia; Chiroptera; Vespertilionidae
Gene: POLR1H
Product: RNA polymerase I subunit H
Exons: 4
Coding region: 109-519 (136 amino acids)
Biological process (GO): termination of RNA polymerase I transcription; DNA-templated transcription
Cellular component (GO): RNA polymerase I complex
Molecular function (GO): zinc ion binding; nucleic acid binding; DNA-directed RNA polymerase activity
Source: RefSeq, a predicted model, not a curated record